UGACAGUCUAUGUUUGACAGUUUCGUUCAGUUCGACAGUAGCAAUGUGUCGGUAAAAUUUGUUUUGUUGAAAUUUUCCUUACAUUUCUUCAAAAUUUAGUUUAAUUUAAAUGUAGAAACGUGCCCGUGCCUAUUUUUGCAUCUAGUUUAUUUGUGCGUUAGUUAGUUAAUCAAAAAUGGUCUUCCCAAAAACGACACCCCUUCAAAACCAAUCAAGAGCGAUUUUAAAACUCCUUGACAAGAAUUUAGUUAAUCGGGAGUACGUCGAGUAUCAAUUUAUUCAACAGAGCCAAAUUCCAACCUCACAUUUCCAAUCAGCAUUACCGCGGCUUCCAAUUCCUGAAUUAAAAUUAACAUGUGAACGGUAUUUGGCGGCUCAGCGGCCUUUAUUAAUCGAUGAGUCGUACAAAAAAACCGAAGCUAAUGUCUAUCGAUUCCGGGACGGGGUUGGGAAGCAAUUACAAAAAUUUUUGAAAGACUAUGACAAUAAGAACAAGCACACGAGCUAUAUAAGUGAAUUAUGGUUUGAUAAAUAUUUGAGAUCGCGAAGUCCGUUACCACUAAAUUGCAACCCGGUGUUGGUCUUAAACAAUGACGAUAAACCGGAAUAUAACGAUCAACUCAUCAGAACAACAAAUUUGAUUGUCAGCUCUUUGAGAUUUUACCGUGCCUUAAAGUCGGAGUUAUUACAUCCGGAAAUUUUCCAUUUGAAUCCGAAGAAAAGUGAUACUGAACGACUGAAUCUCAUUUUGAGUAAAUUACCGCCGAAACUGGCCUAUGUUUGUGCCUAUUUUUACAAGGCGUUUCCUUUGGAUAUGAGUCAAUAUCCGAGUUUAUUCCAAACAACUCGUAUUCCAGAGUGUGAUAAGGAUAGACUUGUUAACUGUCCGGAGUCUAAACAUAUUACAGUACAGUACAAAGGUCGUUUCUAUGCUUUCAAAGUAUUAACUGUUAGCAAUGACAUCGUCACACCCACACAAAUAAUGGAGAAUCUUAAAUUCAUCCUCAGUGAUAAUAUAGAAUCUGAUAAGUUUCCAAUUGGAGUCCUUACAACACUUGAACGCAACAAAUGGGCCACAAUUCGGCAUGAAUUAGCCGAAAACGGCAACGAUGCCUUAUUAAAAACAAUUGAUUCGGCCUUAUUUCAUGUCUGUCUCGACGAAGAAACUGUUGGUGAUGACCCUUACAAAAUGACAAAACAGUUCUUGCACGCUGAUGGUGCCAAUAGAUGGUUCGACAAGUCAUUUUCUUUAAUUGUGGCGAAAGAUGGGGCUGCUGCUGUCAAUUUUGAGCAUGCUUGGGGAGAUGGUGUUGCUGUCUUGCGUUACGCUCAGGAUAUCUUCAAUGAUGCAAAAAAUAAACCAAGGGUGCAUCCAAAUACCACACUGACGGAGGGUUCUUCUUGUCAAGUUCAGCGUCUAGAAGUUCAAUUGAAUGAACAUUUGAAAAAAUGUGUUGAAGAUGCCAAAAAUUUGUAUAAAUCGGUUUGUGAUAAUCUUGAUGUCAAUUAUACGAUUUUUGAAGGGAUUGGGAAGGAUACGUGCAAGAAGAGUCAAGUCAGUCCGGAUGCGAUCAUGCAGUUGGCUUUCCAGGUGGCUUAUCAUAAAAUAACCGGUUCUUUCGUGUCAACUUACGAGUCCUGUAGCACUGCUGCCUUCAAACAUGGCCGUACUGAAGCAAUUCGUCCGUGCACGACUGCCACCAAGGAGGUUACAUUAGCCAUUAAUGCAUUGAACAAGCCGCCAGCGGCUGAGUUGAAGAAAAUGAUUCAGGAGUGCUCAACGAUUCACAAUAGGUUGAUCAAGGAAGCAGCGAUGGGUCAGGGAUUUGAUCGUCACCUUUUUGCUCUAAAAUCAAUGGGUGAAAGAAAUGAUAUUAAAAGUAAUAUUUUUGACGAUCCUGAAUUUUCGCACAUGGGUUAUGAUAUCCUAUCGACGAGUACUUUGAACUCGCCGGCGAUUUUUGCAGGGGGUUUUGGGCCAGUGGUGCCGGAAGGAUUUGGAUUGGGGUAUGUGAUUAAAGACGAGUUUUUGGGAACACUUGCAACGAAUUAUAAGGACCGUACUAAUGGACCAGACUUUAUGGCUGCUUUGACAAAGUCAUUCGAAGAAAUUUUUGCAAUUUUGCGAACCAAUUAGUUAAGCAAUGAUUUAUAUUUAUUCCGGUAUUUUUAGUUUGUAUUGUAUUCUUUUGUUUUUCUGGUUGUGUGUUCAUACAGUAUGACUAAGGUUGAUUAUUACAAAAUUAUAUAAUUUUUUAUCGUUCGUUAAUAAAUGUUUCGCAUUUUC
Molecule: messenger RNA, 2287 nt
Organism: Tribolium madens (black flour beetle)
Lineage: Eukaryota; Metazoa; Arthropoda; Insecta; Coleoptera; Tenebrionidae
Gene: CPT2
Product: carnitine O-palmitoyltransferase 2, mitochondrial
Exons: 6
Coding region: 176-2137 (653 amino acids)
Biological process (GO): fatty acid beta-oxidation
Cellular component (GO): mitochondrion
Molecular function (GO): carnitine O-palmitoyltransferase activity
Source: RefSeq, a predicted model, not a curated record